Diospyros lotus (date-plum) is the source of this 1083-nucleotide messenger RNA. RefSeq lists its product as uncharacterized. Gene Ontology annotation, molecular function: protein dimerization activity. The record is from RefSeq and is a predicted model, not a curated record. The transcript is spliced from 4 exons. NCBI's taxonomy places the organism in Eukaryota, Viridiplantae, Streptophyta, Magnoliopsida, Ericales, Ebenaceae. Bases 1 to 1083 code for a protein of 360 amino acids.
AUGAAAGAAAAACUUCAGGAGUACGUUGGAAGUCACAAUAGUCCACACAAUAAAGCUCGAAUUAAAUUUGAAGCCUUUAUGAAUCAAGAGAAAAAUAUUCGGGCAAUUUUCUUGAAGCAAUCACAUCAAACACGAAAUGACUACCGGAUUCGUUUGGAUCAUAAUGAUGAGAUCAAGGCUGUUACUUUCAAGAAUACUCUUGAAAAUCUUAAACUAACAUCACCUGAUAUUCAAAAAGAUAUUGUAAGUGCUGCUGCUUUUGAAACAAUAAAUGUCAUUAUUAACGAGAUUGGUGAUGAGUUAUUUUCUAUUCUAGUUGAUGAAUCUCAUGAUAUCUCAAUUAAGGAACAAAUGUCUAUUGUUUUGCGUUAUGUGAACAAGAAGGGAUGUGUAGUUGAACAUUUUGUAGCUCUUGUAGCUGUGGCAAACAAGCAUGUAGAGAUUGAAGCAUUCUUUGAUUUGGUUGAUAGGGUUGUGAAUGUUGUUGGAGGACCAGCUAAACGGUGUGAUCUUCUUAGGGAAAAACAAAGGCUCCAAAUUCUUGAAGCACUCAAUCAUGGUGAAAUAUCAAAUGGACGGGGCCUUAAUCAACAAACUAUUCUUAAGCGUUCUGGUGAUACACCAUGUUUGUGUCCAGAUGAUUCAUUCUCUGCUUUUGACAAGAACAAAUUAAUUCGACUUGGUGAGUAUUAUCCUGAAGAUUUUUCACCAAUAGAUCUCUUGGCGCUUGAUGAUAUACUUGAAACAUAUGUUAUUGAUAUGCAUACUCACAAGAAUUUUGAAGGGCUACAGGGCCUUAGUGAUCUUGCACGGAAGUUGGUAGCAAUGAAGAAAAAUGAUGUGUAUCCAUUAGUUUACAAACUUGUGACACUAGCAUUAAUUCUUCCUGUUGCUACUGCUACAGUAGAAAGAGUAUUUUCUGCCAUGAAGAUUGUCAAGACCCGACUACGCAAUCGAAUUGGAGAUCAAUUGUUGAAUGACAGUUUAGUUAUGUAUAUUGAAAAUGAUAUAUUUAGUAAAAUUGAUAAUGAUGUCAUUAUGCGACGUUAUCAAAAUAUGAAAACGCGUCGGGAACAAUUGUAA